AAGAGUGUUUGUCGAUGGGGUGGAAAAGGGCCCGCAAGUGCCCCUGCCAUCCGUGAUGGCAUUAGCUACAUCAAAGACAACUGGGAUGGUUAUGACUGCCAGGUCGAAGCCGGUCCCAGCAAAUGCAAGCGUUUCACAUGUUCAUGGAACUCUGCCAUCUGGCUCUGCAACGACACCAACGAAACGCUCAAGGUUCCGUGCCGCGAUAUCGCCUCCAUGGCCGGAAAGAUUAUUGACACGUGUGGUUGGUAUGAUUGGGAGCCCAUGGUUCAGGGCCAGAGAUUCACCGGUAACAAGGAAUGGAACGUCAUCGUUGGUAAAGAUAGCUGCUAG
Ilyonectria robusta is the source of this 333-nucleotide messenger RNA. RefSeq lists its product as uncharacterized. Lineage: Eukaryota; Fungi; Ascomycota; Sordariomycetes; Hypocreales; Nectriaceae. The annotation marks the transcript as partial. The transcript is spliced from 2 exons. The record is from RefSeq and is a predicted model, not a curated record.